AUGUUGGACUUAUUUAGCAUUUUCAGUAAAGGGGGCAUUGUGUUAUGGUGUUUUCAAAGUACGAGUGAAAUAUUUACACCGUCAGUAAAUGCGUUAAUAAGAAAUGUUAUAUUACAAGAACGUACAGGCAACAACACAUUUAACCAUAAUGCUUUGAGCUUACAAUAUAAACUCGACAAUGAGUUUGAGCUUGUGUUUGUCGUUGCAUAUCAGCGCAUAUUGCAACUAUCCUAUGUGGAUAAAUUUUUAAAUGAUAUACACCUAGAGUUCAGGGAUAAAUAUAAAAAUGAGCUGGAAGGAGGCAAGCAUAACAUGGAUUUUGACUUUAAAACUACCUUCGAAAGUGUCUUGAAGCAGUGUGAACAAUGGGCUAAGACACAGGCUAAAAUUCCAAAGCAAAUGAGAACAUUUGAAGACUCACAGAAGUCAAAAAAGACUGUUGCAUCUAUGAUAGAACGUAAGGGAGAGGAGAAAAGUAAAAAACAAGUUAAAAUUGUUGAAAACAAGAUCAUUCCCAAUGGAAAGGUAGAGGAGUCCCCAGAAGCUGAAGAUGAUGUGAUUGCUGCCAACAGGGCUAAACUAGCUCAAAAGCUAGCAACUAAAACAAAGAAGGAAGUUAAGAAGUCACCGAAGAGCCCGAAGCCGGCGGAGAGCAAGGCCAAGAAGCCGCGCGUGUGGGAGCUGGGCGGCGGCGCGCGCGACCUGCCCGCGCUCGACUUCAGCACCGACGCCGGCGCCGACGUGGCGCCCGACGUGCGCGCCGACGCGCAGUUGGUGGGUCAAAUGGCGGGCGCUAUCCGUGACCUGGAGGUGGAGUCCGGGGACAGCGGCAGCGAGGAGGAGGAGCAGCACCAGGCCAGCCCCAAGAAGAGUACCGGCGUGUUCAACAUCUUCAAAGGCCUGGUGGGGUCGAAGGCGCUGACGCGGGAGGCGGCGCAGCCGGCGCUGGCGCGGCUGCGCGACCACCUCAUCGCCAAGAACGUGGCCGCCGACGUCGCCACCAAGCUCUGCGACUCCGUGGCCGCCAAGCUCGACGGCAAGGUGCUGGGCACGUUCGAGUCGGUGUCGUCGGCGGUGCGCGCGUCGCUGACGGACGCGCUGGUGCAGAUCCUGUCGCCGCGGCGGCGCGUGGACGUGCUGCGCGACUGCCUGCACGCGCGCCAGCAGGGACGCCCCUACGUCAUCGCCUUCUGCGGGGUGAACGGCGUGGGCAAGUCCACGAACCUGGCGAAGGUGGCGUUCUGGCUGGCGGAGAACGGGCUGUCGGUGCUGCUGGCGGCCUGCGACACCUUCCGCGCCGGCGCCGUGGAGCAGCUGCGCACGCACGCGCGCCGCCUCGCCGCGCUGCACCCCGGCAAGGUCGCGCUCUACGAGAAGGGAUACGGCAAGGACGCGGCGGGCAUCGCGCGCGAGGCGGUGCGGCACGCGGCAGAGACGGCGCGCGACGUGGUGCUGGUGGACACGGCGGGCCGCAUGCAGGACAACGAGCCGCUCAUGCGCGCGCUCGCCAAGCUGGUGGCGCUCAACCGCCCCGACCUCGUGCUCUUCGUGGGCGAGGCGCUGGUCGGCAACGAGGCCGUCGACCAGCUCGUCAAGUUCGACCGCGCGCUGGCCGACCACGGCGACGGCGGCGACGGCGAGCGCGCGCCGCACCUCGUGGACGGCAUCGUGCUCACCAAGUUCGACACGGUGGACGACCAGGUGGGCGCGGCCGUGUCCAUGGCGUACGUGACGGGGCAGCCCGUGCUCUUCGUGGGCACCGGCCAGACCUACGCCGACCUCAAGGCGCUCAACGCGCCCGCCGUCGUGCGCGCGCUCAUGAAG
Brenthis ino (lesser marbled fritillary) is the source of this 1824-nucleotide messenger RNA. NCBI's taxonomy places the organism in Eukaryota, Metazoa, Arthropoda, Insecta, Lepidoptera, Nymphalidae. The record is from the annotation of a GenBank genome assembly.